Messenger RNA from Haliotis rubra (blacklip abalone), 817 nucleotides. Its product is annotated as proprotein convertase subtilisin/kexin type 9-like. The coding region runs from base 400 to 786 and encodes 128 amino acids. Lineage: Eukaryota; Metazoa; Mollusca; Gastropoda; Lepetellida; Haliotidae. The record is from RefSeq and is a predicted model, not a curated record. The transcript is spliced from 6 exons.
ACCGCCGCGCCGUUUCCCAUCCCGUGGCACACAUCAACGAACAGUCAAUGGGACAAAUGGCCUCGGGCACCUCCAGUAAGCUGACUCUGUGUCUCGGCUUUCUCGGGCUUCUCUCAAGUUGGGAAUGACAAGAUGACGGAGGUUGAUUGUCCUACAGGUUACGUCCUGACCGGAUGCUCGGGGAAAAUAUAGGAUAAUCGUUAUACCCGAGAUGGGGAGGCCGUUUACAUCAAGAAUGGGACCCCCUUUUGUCAGACAUAUGAAGGGAGUCAUGCAACUGCACCUGAUCAGGCGAUAGCGAGAUGUUGUAAACUGACAGGCCUGAAGUGUGACUACCGGAAGUCAGGGGUCUCACAAGCAGUGCUGGACCAGCGGCUGGAGACCCGGUGUCUCAACAGCAUGUUCGCUACAGGUUGUACGGCUCGCAACAGCAACGAGCUCACCGAUGGAGCGUUUCCUUCUGCCAAUUCGUGUUUUGCACAGAAUUCUGAAAACAAUGGCGGUGUAACGUCCUAUGCCAUGUGCUGUUCAACCCCUAAUCUCACCUGUCAAGUGAAGACGUCCAAACCCACGGGCAACAAAUUAGGGGACGAGGCCGGUGUUUCAUGUGACUCGGGAUGGGAGAUCAUGGGCUGCUCAGGAUUUUCUGAGGAUGGCAAAGUAGGAGGAGCGUUUAUUAAAGCGUCUUUCUCUAGCCCUGACGAGUGCGUGGCGUAUAAUGGAGCCGAGAGACUGAACGGAGAGACGGGGGUCACAGCCUACGCCACGUGUUGCAAAACUCACUGAUGGAGUUGUAAUAAAGACAACAUCACUGGGA